UGUCUGAUGGAAUAAGUUUACAAACCUGUUUCUCCUUCCUAAAAUUGGAAGAAACCAUUAAAAUGAUAAACAUGGAAUAAGCUGGUUUUGAGGAGGAUUUUUGUUUGUUUGCAAGAUGCAGAUGAAUUGCAUCAUGGGUUUUCCACGCCUGUUUUACAGCAUGGGUUACCCUUUUUAUAAUUUUUUUUUUUUUUAUGUGACCUCUGCAACCUUAGAUUUAAAAGGUGCUCUAUGAGGUGCCUUGGCUUCUCCAUCAUGCUAUGUCGUGGAGCUGCUGACCGGGGAGGUAAUUCUUCUUGGCAGCACUCUUUCCUAGUCUAAUACUUUCUGGAAAUUUUCAAAGUGUUGUUUGCUGUUUUAGAGACACAAUUUUUAAAAAUUUGUGUAUUAAAAAUAAGGUUUCAACUCUUUCACCUCUGCCGCUUCUUAACAUUUUAUAGCAACCACUUAUCUGUUUUGCCUGUACGUGUGUUUAAAUUCUGUGAACGUAGGCCUUUCAGAAGUUUCAUGUAGAAAAGCGAUGUAUUGGUAUUAAUUUAUGACUUAAGUUUUCUGAAGUAAACAGUUCUUCAACACUUUUGUCCUUCACAGAACUAAAAAUGCAGCCACCAAAUAACCAUGAAUGAGAUGCAAAUUCCAAAACUUUUCAUGUUGUUUUUUUUUUUCUUUUUCAAGAAAAAUAACUGAUGUAGGACAAAUGGGAAAAAAAAAGUGUCCUCUGGCCAAAUUCGGUCUAAAUUGAUCCACUUAAGGAAAAUAGCAUUAUGUAGCAUGACAUCCCCCCCCCGGCUUGAAAUGCAAAAACAAAGGGCUAUAUGACGUUAACUGAUUCAAUAUCUAAAAGAUGCAAUGUACAUGUAAACUAUUCUUACAUCUAUUUUUUGAGACCUAAGUUAGCAGGCUUGUACCCUUUAUUUCUCCUGUAGAGAGGAAGAAGAGGCAAAGUUUAGAACACAUGAACUUUUUGAAACAUCCCAUAGGAUAUUUGAGUAUUAACUACUUUAAAUUAAAAGUAGAAUGAUUUUUUUAUUGAUAAAUUUCUGUCAUUUCAAGAAAAACUUCUUUGCUUCUCUCAAGUAAAUAUUUCCUAAAUUAUGUUUCCAGUGGUAUGUGUCAAGUCAUCUUUUUUGUAUAAAUCAGAUAAUUCAAAAGACUUCUGUGUGAGUAAAGGAGAAAAAAAUUUUUAUAGCAGUUAUUCAUGCUUAUCCUUAAAUUGCCAUCAACCUGUAGUUUAAAGUCUUCCACUGGAUCUAAUAUUUCUAUUACUGUUUAUCCAAAGUUUUGUUUAACUAGAAGUUUUUCAGUUAUUUCAAUAACACCUGAACUGGAAAUGCCACAUAUCAUUAUAAUUGUCUUAAACUUGUGAAUUUUGAUUUUUAUUCCUAACAAUUGAUGCUGAAAUGCACUGAGUUGUCGUGGCUUUUAUUUUUGGUUUGGUGGGGUUUUUUUUGUUGUUGUUUUGUUCUGGGUUUAUUUGGUCAAUUGUUUGGUUGCUUGGAGUUUUUUUUUUUUGUUGUUGUUGUUGUUUUGGGGUUUUUUCUUUUUCUUUUGGUUAGAUUGAUCCAAACCCAGAUCAGCCCACAGAUGAGAUACCGUCUUGCCCCUCUCGUUGAAGGAAUCCAUAAAAAGCUGACUUGACUUGGGUUUUGAAUCACACCUUCUGUGUUGAAGAUCAAGGUGUCAUAGUGGAGACUUGCUUUUAAAGGAAAUGGUAUUGCUCUUGCCUGUAUGGUAAAUAAAUGAAAAGAACCUGUGAUCAUGCUUUUGACACCUACAGCGCAUUAUAGGACUGCUCCACAUGCUUGAAAACUUGCGUCCCCUUCCACUAAAUAGUGGCAAAUACUAGGAGCAGCCUUAUUAGCAUGCAGUCAGGUGUUUCAAAACACUCAAACCAUGUUGUAAUGUUGUAAGAGAGGAAUGGCUGCUUUCUAUGAUUCUAUGAAAAUUUGCACAUGCUUAUUACUUAUGUUAUACAGUUAAGUGUCACUACAACGUAUUCUCAUUUGUGAUGGACUGUUGUUACCAACCCCUCCCCAAUUGUUUGUGAUCUGCAGAACAAGGAACAAAAGACAGCUUUACCAAAAAAAAAAAAAAAAAAAAAUUAUGAAGGCUGACAAAUGCCCUGUUCUUUUAAUUUGAUGUAGCCUGGACUUUGCCUGCAUAUGCACAUGCUCAUAAUUGUUCUUGUAGGCUGAUCAUGUAUCACCUCUGCAGCUUGGAUCCUAUUGUGGAUUUAUUUACAAGCAUUACAUGCCUUCAAAGUCAAUCCUUGCUGUAUGUUUUGCAGCCAACUGUAGUAGACAAGCAUCAGAUUGGUGGGGGAAGAGAGAACAGAAGGAAACUAAUGAGAAGUAAUCAAGAUUGUAUACCUUCUUGAUUUUUUAAAAUAAUUUGUUGCCUUUGUGCUUUUAUUGCAAAGCAGUGUUUUGUUACAGACUGCCUAAAGAUCACUAAAUCUCAGGUGAAUUCAUCAGUUGCCAAACUAUUAGAAUAAUAUUUGUUUUAUGUUGCACUCUUAUUUAUAUUUGUGGUUUGGUUUUGUUCUUUGAGGGGGAUUUUGAACAGAGACAUGCGCAAAACUUACAAAGUGAAAGCAGCACCAGCAGACACUAGCAAAGUGUGAAAAGAAAGAGUGAAAAGGGGAUAAUCAUAUGCUGUCCAGGGUUCACAGGCAGCAUUAAUCUUAACUUUAGGGAUGGGAAGGAGAGGGUUUAUUGGUUGGUUUGUGUUUGGUUUUGUUUAAAUAAUAUGUAGUUCCCUAAUCAUCAAAAAUUAUAUAUAAAAUGAGUCUCCAGUAGAAAGUGUAUUUCAGAUUGCAAGAAAAAAAUUGAACUAUGGCAAGUAAGCAGCAGCUCAGUUUGCCCAUUUGGUAUUAUCUUCAGGGUUUAUGAUACUCUGUCACAGAAUCAUAGAACACCAGAUUGGAAGGGAGCUCAAGGACUAUCUGGUCCAACCUUUCUUGGCAAAAUCAUGGUCUAGACAAGAUGCCCUAGUACACCUAAAAAGUGUCCAGUGUUGGGGAAUCUGCCACUUCCCUGGGGAGAUUAUUCCAAUGGCUAAUUGUUCUCAUUGUGAAAAAUUGUUCUCUUGUGUCCAAUUGGAAUCUCAUGAAGAGUAACUUGUACCUAUUACCCCUUGUCUUUUCCAUGUGACUCCUUGUAAAAAGGAAGUCUCCAUCUUCUUUGUAGCCACCCUUUAAAUACUGGAACAUGGUGAUAAGGUCUCCCCUAAGCCUUCUUUUCUCAAGGCUGAACAAACUCAGUUUUCUCAGCCUUUCUUCACAUGGCACCUUCCCAGUCCUUGAAUCAUCUUUGUGGCCAUUCUCUGGACCCUCUCCAGCCUGCCCACAUCUUCUUUUGUAUAUCAGGGACCAAAAGUGAACACAGUAUUCCAAGUGUGGCCUGACAAGGCACUGAGUAGAGUGGGAGAAUGACUUCUUUAUCUCUGCUGGUGGUACCCUUGUUGAUGCAACCCAGCAUCCUGUUGGCUCUCUGCCACAGCAGCUCACUUUUCACUCGUAUUCAGCUUGUUGUCCACCAGGAUCCCUAGGGCCCUUUCCACAGAACAUCUCCCCAUUGGGAUAGAUCCUAGCCUAUGCUGCAUUCCUGGAUGAUGUUUUCCCAGGUGCAAGAUGUUUGUCUUUGUUGAUCAUAAGGUUCUUGUUAGCCCACUCUUCCAGCCUAUCCACGUCUUCCUGCAGGGUGGAUCUUUCUUCCAAAGCGUCCGCUUCCCCAUUCGGCUUGGUAUCAUCAGCACACUUCAUCGGGGUACACUUGAUUCCAUCAUCCAGAUUACUUAUGAAGAUAUUAAACAGCAUUGGGGCCCAAUAUUGAUCCCUGGGGGACCCCACUUGUGACAGAUUUCCAGUUUGAAAAGGAGCUAUUUACCACUACCUUCUAGGUGUGGCCUGUCAGCCAGUUCCCCACCCACUGCGCAGACCACUUGUCUAGACCAUAACACAUUAGUCUCUGUAGGAGUAGGCUGUGGGAAACAGCAUCGAAAGCCUUGGAGAAAUCCAUGUAGACAUUGUCCACUGCUUGCCCCACAUAACCAAGCCAGUUAGUCAUAGAAGGUGAUCAGGUUUGUUAAGCAUAAUUUGCCCUUGGUGAGUCCAUGCUGGCUUUUCCCAAACCCAUGCUUCAUUUGACUUCUGAUAGCCCCAAGGAAGAUUUGUUCAAUAACUUUCCCAGAGACUGAAUAAGACUGAUGGACCUAUAAUCUCCAUGAUCCUCUUUUAAUCCUUUCUUGUAGAUGGGGGUGGUAUUAGCCUUCUUCCAAUCUCCUGGGCAGUCCCCCGAUCUCUGUGAGUUCUCAAAGGUUAUUGAGAGCAAGCAGCCUUGCAAUGAUGUCAGCCAACUCUCUUAACACUCUUGGAUGGACAGUGUUAGGGUCCAUCAAUUUGUUGGGGUCAAGCUCCUGUAACAGUUUACAUGCCAACUCUUUCUUCAUUGACACUAGGUCUAUGUUUGCAUCAACCUGGAUUUUUGUUCCCAAGGCCUGGGGCCCAACAGUACUGGGUGAAGAAGACAGAGGAAAAGAAAGUGUUGAGAACCUCUAGCCUUUUCAGCAUUGUUGGUGACUAAUUCAUCUCUCCUGUUUAACAUCAGGGCCAGUUCUCUUCAACAUCUUCAUAAACGACUUGGAUGCAGGACUUGAAGGUGUACUAAAUUUGCUGACGAUAAUAAAAUGGGAAGAGCUGUUGACUUCCUCAAAGGCAGAGAGGCCCUGCAGAGAGACCUUGACAAAUGAGAGGGCUGGGCAAUCAUCAACCAUAUGAAGUUCAACAAAGGCAAGUGCCAGAUUCUGCAUCUGGGAUGGGGCAACCCUGGAUGUAUGGGCAGACUGGGGAACAAGAGACUGGAGAGCAGCCCUGUAGAAAGGGACCUGGGGGUCCUGGUCAAUGCCAAGUUAAAUAUGAGUCAGCAGUGUACCCUGGCAGCCAGGAGGUCCAACUGUGUCCUGGGGUGCAUCAGGCACAGCAUCGCCAACCAGUUAAGGGAGGUGCUUGUCCCGCUUUGCUCUGCACUGGUGUGGUCUCACCUCGAGUCCUGGGGGCAGUUUUGGGUGCCACAGUAUAAGAAGGAUAUAAAUCUAUUAGAGAAUAUCCAAAGGAGGGCUACAAAGAUAGUGAAAGGUCUAGAGAGGAAGCUGUAUGAGGAGUGGCUGAGGUCACUUGGUUUGUUCAGCCUGGAGAAGAGACUGAAGGGAGACCUCAUUGCAGUCUACAGCUUCCUCAUGAGGGCAAGUGGAGGGGCAGGCACUGAUACUGAUCUCUUCUCUCUGGUGACCACUAACAGGACCCGAGGAAAUGGCCUGAAGUAUCGGGGGAGGUUUAGGUUGGAUAUUAGGAAAAGAUUCUUCACCCAGAGGGUGGUUGGGCACUGAAACAGGCUUCCCAGAGAAGUGGUCACAGCACCAAGCCUGACAGAUCUCAAGAAGUGUUUGGAUGAUGCUCUCAGGCACAGGGUGGGAUUCUUGGGACUGUUCUGUGCAGGGCCAGGAGUUGGACUUCGAUGAUCCUUGUGAGUCCCUUCCAACUCAAGAUAUUCUAUGAUUCUAUGAAGCAAACAAAAAAUCCAACGGCUUUAAUCAUACAUUCAUCUAGAAUGCGAAAACUUAUAUAGAAAAAGCACUGACUCCUUGAACAUAUUCUAAAGAAGAAAUGAAUGAUGGAGCUAUUAGAUCUGUUCAGUGUUUUUAUGCUAGAGAUUUGUAAAUGUAAGUUUUCUUUUCAGAAAUCAUGUAAAAAAAAAUAGAACCAAUCACCAACAACAAAAAACCCUACCCAAAGCUAAAAACCAACAACAAAAACUAUUGUCUCAGACAUGUCUGAUGUUGACUAUUUAAAAACUAAUUCAUCAUGUGAAUCCUUGUGCAAUGAAACAGCUCAGAAGGGAGGAGAGGGGAGGGAAAGCUGAUGUUUCUGUAUUGUGCUCAUUCUUACAAAGUUAUGCCUUAUUUUUAAGGCUUCAUAAAUAUAAUAAAAUAGGCUUUUCCAAAAGUGGCCUUUAUGAGAACAUGAAAGAUAUUUUAUGUUCCAAAAAUGAUGACAGGGUGAUUAAAUGAGAAUCAUAUCUUAAGUGAUUCAGUUCAAAUGUUUGGACUUUGAUAAGCAAGAAUUGGAAAUUGGGUGAUGUAUUAUGCUGCCAUUUUUGUGACUGUCCUUUCCUUCAAUCCUUUCUAACCAGACAAAAUUUUACAAGUUAAAAUUGUUGGCAUAAAAGGGCAUUUGAUGAUUUAACUUUUUUUUCUUUUUUGUUAACAGACUAGGGAACAAUUAUUGAUAUACGUAGCAUUGAAGCACUUAUCCCAGUAUAUUGGAAAAACUAUAUAUGAAGCAAAAUUGACAAAUGUUGUCAUAAUUUAUGUUGCAUCACAGGCUGUGAUCAGAGUGAAAAAUUCUAAAACCUUAUCAAAUAAAGCUUUCCCACUUAAACUUUUUUAUUAGUUGUUCAGAGGCAUUAUAGGUUCGUAGUUGUAGCCUAAUAUUUGAUACAGAAUCUUGAUCUGAAUUAGGAAAAAGUAAAAUCCAAGCAUUAGAGAAACAAAGUGCAAUAUUCAAUGUUUGCUUUAUAGAUUCUAUUCCAUGGCUGGGUUUUGGUUGGGGUUUUCUGUUUGGUUGUUUUUGGUUGUGUUUCUUUUUUAAAUUAACUUUUGGUGCUGAAUAUGUCCUUAUGGACUUUGUUUUAGGAGAACUAUGUAGAAAACAAUUAAAUUUUUUCUAUUGUUCUUCCUUGUGAAAAAGAAACUUUAAAAUUUUGUUUAAAUGCUUUAAUUGUAAUCUGUAAGAUUGUUUGUGAUUUAAACAUUGAAUAUAUGUCUUUGUUUAAGAUAACAGCCAUAGGGAUCAAAUUGCUAUCAGAAAUGCAUAUGCUAUGUAUCAACUACAUUGGGAAAAACUAUUUCUGGAGCUACACCACUGAUUAGUACAAGAGCUGAGUUUCAGCACCUUCAGUUCCUUUGCCUUGUUUAUAUCAAUGGUUUCUUAGGGCUAGGUUUCAGCUGGGAAGCUCUAAUACAAUCUCCUAAACUUAGAAAAUACCAAUAACUUACAGGAUAUUAAUGUUUUUUUCAGGACACUGCUUAAAAAUUACUGUAACUCGUGACCUCUGAUCAAGUUGUUUAGUGCUUUCCAGUACAUAUGGUGGGGGCAGGGGCUGCACAUUUUUGUAGGGGUGGGAGGAAACUGGGGAAGGGGAAUUACUUUAAAAGCCAGAUAACUCAGUGAUUUGCAGUUGGGAUCUGAAGGUUGGUUUGUUGAACUGGGGUCAACAAGGUGUGUCUUGCUGUUUACUUAGACGUCUAAUGUUACCAGAUGUUGAAAAUCACUAUCUGUGAUUUGUGUUUUGGUCAGUAGAGCUUUGCAAAAUAUUAAAACAGCUCCUCAACAUUCCAGAAAUGAAGCACUGCCAUAGCAUCUUGUUUCUGUAUACUGCACACAGCUGAACCUCUGAAAGAACGGACUAUCAUCAUUGCUUGGUAUCAAAGUGUCUUUUGACCUAAGGCAAGGUUCACUAGGCUAGCAGCUGGGACUCAGGAGUCCAGUAAAUGCUGUUCCUGACUGUUGGUGUUGAAGGUACCGAAGACCGCUAAAUUAUCAUGGUAUUGUUACAGGAGGUUUUAUGGUAUAUGCUACUAACAUAGAUAACCCAAACAUUGGAUCUAACUCCUUGUAUAAUGCAAACAGUAGACUUCCUAAAUAUGUGAAUUAUUGUAUCAAAUAAAGCAUGUUUAUUUAAUUUUGAAUUUGCAAUUGCCAAGUAGGGAGAAUCCAGAAAGAUCUUUUUGGUGCCCAACGUGAGGCUCGAGGGCACAUAAACAAAAAGGGAAUAACAGUUCUUGAGUAAUCUAAUUUUUUGUGUGGCUAUACAAACCUCAUUAAGCGACACCAUGUGGUCCAGCUUACCCUGGUUUGGGUGACACGUGAUCGUGGCUGUAUUUCUCCCUUUUGCAGGCCCUUAUCUAAACAUGGGUCCUAUAACCAAGGCUACUGUGGCUAUUAUCCGGUUUGUCUUAUGGGUGAAUAAGGUGAGGAAUCAAUGGAUGUUUAACUUCCUCUGGAAGGCAGGCACAUGGAUUCACAGCUAUCACACCUUAACUAUGUGUUUUUGGGGUUACUUUAAUAAUGGCACCUGCUGUAAGGAAAUGACACUGGGGGAAGUCUUCUCCCAACCCUUUAAUCACCUCUUUGGGUCCACCCCACCAGUUUUUGAAGGGUUCAGAUCCAAUCUAAACAUUAAUGAUAUCAUACAGUGGCUGGUGUUGCUGAUAGGCCUGUUCUAUUUAGCAUUUAGAGAGAGCGAGAGACUAACCUGGAUAACUACCCUGACACCUACAUCAGAACCUAACACGCCACCAGAGUCCAGGGAUGCUGUUGCCCCAGAGCCUACUCCUACCCCACAGCCCACCCCAGAUGUGAACUACCCAGAUUGGGUGGGGGGGUCUGGUGAAGGAGAUGCACCAGAUGCUGAAGGAGUACACUUCCCCAGCUGGUGAGAAGCCCUCCCCCUGCCUUGAAGAGGGAGAGUCUAAUGGUGCAGCAGUGGAACCCACAGAUGUUACAACUGUCCCAGUUCCAGCAGAACUGCAAAGGCAGUCACAGCCAGCAGCAGUUGCCCCUGUAGAAACAAGGAGAUCUAAGAUGAAAUCAGAGCACCCAGAUAAGGGAGGGCCCUCACAACCCACAGGGGAGCCAGAGGUUGCAAUCAUCACCGAGUCCCUGACUUACAAAAGUCUCCGUAAUCUACACAAAGACAUUGUACGACGGGGACGUGAGGCUUAUACAACCUGGCUACUUCGGGUCUGGGACCUUAUGGGUACAGGCGUGCAACUGGAUGGUGGUGAGGCAAGGAAUCUGGGACCCUUAACUCAGGACUCCGGUAUCAAUCAGAUUUUUGUAAGGGAGCCAGGGUCCCUUUCCCUCUGGGAGCGGCUUUUAAUAAGUGUCAGAGAGAGGUUUGUCCAAAGGGAAAGAAUGCAGGAGUCGCACCAUAGAAUGUACUGGAAGACCCUCUGAGGGGGGAGGAAGGGAUCCAACAGCUGAGGGAAGUGGCAGUAUUGGAGGUACUCUUUGGGAGGGAUGGACAGCAUGAUAAUGACCCCGACCAGGUCAGGUGCACAGGGCAGAUGCUGUGGAGUCUGGCAAAUCUGGGGCCAUCUCAAUACACCACUUUCAUUGCAACGAUCAAUGCUGAUACCAACCGAGAGACAGUGGGUUCUGUGGCAAACAAGCUUAGAAAUUAUGAAAGUAUGAUCAAUGGCCCCAUGCAAGCUCAUGUCUCUGCUGUGGUCCAAGAACUCAGAGAGGAGAUGAGGGAGAUGAGGGAGGCAGUGAGAAGGAACAAUUCCCAUAUUGCACCAGUGCGAGUCACAGGCCCCAGAGUUAGAGCCCAACAUUUCCCACCUAGAGAGAGAGGGUACACCCCACGGGCUGACUUGUGGUUCUUUCUGAGGGACCAUGGGGAAGACAUGGGAAAGUGGGAUGGAAAACCCACUUCAGUCCUGGCAGCAAGGGUGCGUCAACUCAAGGAGGGAAACACUAACCGAGAGAACUCCAGUAAAGUGAAGGUAGCCUCAACCUCCCAUGACCGAGCUGCUGAGUAUGAUCCGUCAGAUCCCCUUGAGGGUACCUCUACCAUGUAUGCCCAGGGAAGAAAUAAUAACCAGGGUUAGGGGGGCCCUGCCUCUAGCCAGGGAGAGGCACGGGAAAAUCGGAUUUUCUGGACGGUAUGGAUCCGAUGGCCUGGUACAUCAGAACCACAAAGGUACGAUGCUUUAGUGGAUACUGGUGCACAGUGUACCCUGAUACCAUCGGGACACGUGGGGGCCGAACCUGUUUCCAUUGCCGGGGUGACGGGGGGAUCACAGCAAUUGACCCUUUUGGAAGCUGAGAUGAGCCUGACUGGGAAAGACUGGAAGAAACAUCCUAUUGUGACUGGCCCAGAGGCCCCAUGUAUUCUAGGCAUAGACUUCCUCCGGAAUGGCUAUUACAAAGACCCAAAGGGACUCAGGAGGGCUUUUGGAAUAGCUGCUGUAGAGGCAGAGAACAUUAAGCAGUUGAACACCUUGCCUGGACUAUCAGAAAACCCAUCUACAGUAGGAGUCCUGAGGGUGGAAGAGCAACGAGUGCCAAUCGCCACCUCGACUGUGCACCGCCGGCAGUACCGAACAAAUCGAGAUGCCGUAAACCCAAACAACAAAAUGAUCCGUGAGUUGGAGAGCCAAGGGGUGGUCAGCAAAACCCAUUCACCCUUUAACAGCCCCAUCUGGCCUGUGUGCAAGUCUGACAGAAAAUGGAGAUUGACUGUGGACUAUCAUGGCUUGAAUGAAGUGACUCCACCACUGAGCGCUGCUGUGCCAGACAUGCUGGAACUCCAGUACGAGCUGGAGUCCAAGGCAGCAAAGUGGUAUGCCACCAUUGACAUUGCUAAGGCGUUUUUCUCCAUUCCUCUGGCAGCAGAGUGCAGGCCUCAGUUUGCUUUCACCUGGAGGGGAGUGCAGUAUACCUGGAACUGAUUGCCCCAGGGGUGGAGGCACAGUCCCACCAUCUGCCAUGGACUGAUCCAGGCUGCACUGGAAAAGGGUGAGGCUCCAGAACACCUACAGUAUAUUGAUGACAUCAUUGUGUGGGGGAACACAGCAGUGGAAGUAUUUGAGAAAGGAAAGAAAAUCAGCCAGAUUCUGCUAGAAGCCGGUUGUGCCAUCAAAAAGAGCAAAGUCAAGGGACCUGCCCGAGAGAUCCAGUUUCUGGGAGUGAAGUGGCAAGAUGGACGGCGUCAGAUUCCCACUGAGGUCAUCAACAAGAUCACAGCAAUGUCUCCACCAUCCAGCAAGAAGGAAACACAAGCUUUCCUAGGUGCCAUAGGCUUUUGGAGAAUGCACAUUCCUGAGUACAGUCAGAUUGUGAGCCCUCUCUACCUGGUCACCCGCAAGAAGAACGAGUUUCACUGGGGCCCUGAGCAGCAACAAGCUUUUGCCCAGAUCAAGCAGGAGAUCGCUCAUGCAGUUGCCCUUGGCCCAGUCAGGAUGGGACCAGAGGUGAAGAACGUACUCUACUCUGCAGCCAGGAACAAUGGCUUGUCCUGAAGCCUUUGGCAGAAGAUGCCUGGAGAGACUCGAGGCUGGCCACUGGGAUUUUAGAGUCGAAGCUACAGAGGCUCUGAAGGCAACUACACUCCCACAGAAAAGGAAAUCUUGGCUGCCUACGAAGGAGUUCAAGCUGCCUCAGAGGUGAUUGGCACGGAAGCACAACUCCUCCUGGCACCCCGACUACCAGUGCUGGGGUGGAUGUUCAAAGGAAAGGCUCCCACCACCCACCAUGCCACUGAUGCUACAUGGAGUAAAUGGAUUGCCCUCAUCACACAGCGCACCCGUAUUGGAAACCUGAAUCGCCCUGGGAUUUUAGAGAUAAUUACAAACUGGCCGGAAGGUGAAGAUUUUGGUCUUUCUGAUGAAGAGGAACAAGAGCAAGUAACACGUGCCGAAGAAGCUCCACCGUACAACCAACUCCCAGCAGAGGAAACACGCUACGCUCUUUUCACUGACGGUUCCUGUCGCAUCGUAGGGUUGAACCGGAAGUGGAAAGCAGCCGUAUGGAGCCCCACACGACAGGUUGCUCAGGCUAUCGAAGGAGAAGGUGGAUCAAGUCAACUUGCUGAAAUCAAAGCUGUUCAGCUAGCCCUGGACAUUGCUGAGAGAGAGAAAUGGCCAAAGCUCUAUCUUUAUACUGAUUCGUGGAUGGCAGCCAAUGCUCUGUGGGGCUGGCUGGAAAGGUGGAAAAAGGCCAACCGGCAGCGUAAGGGAAAACCAAUCUGGGCUGCUGAUGAAUGGAAAGAAAUUGCCGCUCGGUUGGAGAACCUACCUGUGAAAGUCCGCCACGUAGAUGCCCACAUCCCCAAGAGCCGGGCUAAUGAGGAACAUCGAAACAACGAACAGGUAGAUCAGGCAGCAAAAAUAGAGGUGUCGAAGAUAGACUUAGAUUGGCAACAUAAGGGAGAGUUGUUCCUAGCUCGAUGGGCCCACGAUGCCUCAGGUCAUCAAGGUAGAGAUGCCACCUAUAGGUGGGCACGAGACCGAGGAGUAGAUUUAACCAAAGACAGUAUUUCUCAGGUUAUCCAUGACUGUGAAACGUGUGCUGCCAUCAAGCACGCCAAGAGAGUGAAGCCCCUGUGGUAUGGUGGGCGGUGGUCCAAGUACAAGUAUGGGGAGGCCUGGCAGAUUGACUACAUCACACUGCCCCAGACACGCCAAGGCAAGCGCUACGUGCUGACCAUGGUGGAAGCCACCACGGGAUGGUUGGAGACCCACCCUGUGCCUCACGCCACUGCCCGGAACACCAUCCUGGGCCUGGAAAAGCAAGUGCUUUGGAGACAUGGAACCCCUGAGAGAAUUGAGUCGGACAAUGGGACCCAUUUCAAGAACGGCCUUAUCAACACCUGGGCCAGGGAACAUGGUAUUGAAUGGAUAUACCAUAUCCCCUACCAUGCACCAGCUGCAGGGAAAGUUGAACGGUGCAAUGGACUACUCAAGACUACCCUGAAGGCACUUGGUGGGGGGACAUUUAGAAAUUGGGAGAUGAACUUAGCAAAGGCCACCUGGAUGGUCAACACCAGAGGGUCUAUCAAUCGAGCUGGUCCUGCCCAGUCUGAACCCCUGCACACUGUAGAUGGAGAUAAAGUCCCUGUUGUACACAUGAAAGGUAUUUUAGGAAAGACUGUUUGGAUUACUCCCACCUCAGGCAAAGACAAACCCAUCCGUGGGAUUGUUUUUGCUCAAGGACCUGGUUACACUUGGUGGGUAAUGCAGAAAGAUGGAGAAAGCCGUUGUGUACCACAGGGAAACCUAGUCUUAAGUGAGAACUGUGUGUAAGGAUUCAUUGUGAUGCAGAUGGAAAUAGAAUAAGGGGUGGAUAAUGUUCUGGAUUGCAAGGCAGGAUGUAUUCUAUUACCAUCCGUAUGGCAGUUGUCUAGGUGUUAAGUGGGCAAUUUCCCCUUAUCUCUCUCCCUGAGAGAUCACAAUCACUCCUCCCUCAGCAGGGGGCAUCCCGUGAUAAGAGGCUAUUGAAUGUCACUGCAUGGCUGAUAAGAACUGUAACAUCCCAUUGUGAGAUGCUCCGCCCAGAGGGAGGAGCCGAGCACUGCUAUCCAGAUAUAAUCAGGAGAUUCUGACACACCAGCACAGCUUCUCCACUGGAUUCACCAGAGGAACAGCAGCUGCUUCUACUUCCACGGAUCUGCAGAGGAAGAAUCACCCUUUUUCUACAGGACCUCCUGCUCCAACAGAACCACACCUGACACCUCAGGAGGACUGCAGCCACUUUUCCAAUUGGACUGCUGCCAGCACCCUGACCAACAGGGUGUCAGGUUGAGUUCUGACUCUGUCAGUGUUGUUCUAGUAUAUUGCAUUGUUUUAUUUUAUUCUUUUAUUUUUUUCUCCCCUAUUAAAGAACUGUUAUUUCCUGCUCCCAUAUUUUUUGCCUGAGAGCCCCUUAAUUUAAAAUUCAUAGCAAUUUGGAGGGGUGGGGAGGGUUUGCAUUCUCCAUUUCAGGGGAGGCUCCUGCCUUCUUUAGCAGGCACCUGUCUUAUCCAAACCAAGACAGAUCUUUUAGGGUUUUUUUUUUCCCUUUAAUACCACUGUGAAGCAUUUGUGCUUGAGUUUUGAUUGAAACCAACAGGAAAUGUAAAAAGUAAAGUCUCUCAUUAUGAUUAUAGACUCACAACUCCUUUAUACCUGAGUGACAAUAAUUAGAAUAGUUUUUCUAAUAAGAGCACAACCCUUUUUAAUAACUAAAGUUUCUAAUGCUAUAUGGCAAUGUCAGAAUUUAAAUUAUCAGUGUCAUUUAAGGGACAGACACUGAGCAUUUUUGCAACAUUUUCUUAAAAUUACAAUUUUAGACCACAAUCACUGCUCAUUAUUUUUUUCUGCCUUUAGGUUUAUUGCUAGUGAUGCCUUAAAGACCUAGGAAUAACACACUUUCAAGACAGUAUUAGUAUAGGAGGUAAUAUAAAGGCUGGUCUUUAUUGGAGGGCUUCAGGGGCAGAUAUGGAAAAAUGCCCAACCCACAUGGGGUGAAUACAGUUUUAUAAACUUGGCAGAUUAGCAUAAUUGACAAGAAUCCUUAAUUAGAAGCACAAGUGGUGAGGUAAUUUCCCCCUUUUGGUUCCACCUCUUCUAUAGCCCCCCUUUAGAUAGGAACUAAACUUUGUUUAUGAAAAUGUGUCUUGAAGAGCUGGUUUCAGCCUUGGCUCCCAGGAAGAACCAAGAUAGGAUAAGGGCCUUGGACCCCCAGCUUGGAGUCUCUGGAAUGUGUUUUGUCUUUCUGCCUAUCAGGGUAGGGAAAAGUACUGGAGUGAGCUAGGAACUAUAUAACUAUACAACAAUAGCCUACAGAGCUAUGAAAAAAAAUAUAUAUAUAGGAAUUGUAAAAGCAAAAAUCAUUCUGGCAACACUAGCAUUAAUAAAAAAUUGAAAAUUAACCAGUUUUAUUCUUUGAGAUAUGGGGAGUUCAUUUAAAAAAAACCCAAAUGUUUUGUAUUUCUGAAUAUUAAAAUACCUGUGCAUGCAUACAAAUCUGUGUUAUACCAGGAUUUAAAACUAAUGACUCUUUUACAUCAGCUAUCCAUAAAAAAAUAUAAAAGAAUGAUGAAUCAUGAAACUCCAAUAUCUAAAAGUUAUUAGGCAACAUUGCAAAACUGAUCAAUUUUUUUCCAGUUAUCUAGUUAAAAUAACACUUAUUGAUCCCUUUUUAUAUUUAAGCAUUUCAUGUUUUAGGAAAAUCAGCCAGUAAUUUACCAUAAACUGCAGCUACCUUAUUUUUUUGCAGGACAGCAGCACUCACAAAAGUUCAGCUACAGAAUCAAAGAACAUUCUUCAGAACAGAUAGACUAAGCUUGUCUUUUGUCCAGUAAUGAACUUUCUACAGGGACACUUCUUUACUAAUGUGAAUGCUGCUGCUUUGAACCAAAUCCUGUGAAACAAAUUAUAUGGCUAUAUGCAACUGCAAAGAGUCAAGCGUCCAAUGUGAUUUUUCAGUAGGCUUCUGUUACAAGAUGACAGCUGUUCCUAGGAAUAUUGAUAUGACUGGAGAGUCCAGCCUGACUCAGUCUAGUCACAGACUCCACAUUCCAUGAAUUUUGAGCAGAAUCUUCUUCAGAGGCUCUCAGAACUUUAGGAGAUGCCAAGGACUUAUACUUGCAUGACAGUUAAGAAGGAUUUUUUUUUUCUAGUGAAAGCAAUGUACAAAGACAUGUCAUCAGGUGUGUUUCAAGUGCCUUCUGAAUGAUAUUCUUGAAAUAGGAAAAAAGUAAUCUAUUUGUUCCCUAAGUAAUCAUUCACACUCCCUGUCAGCUGCAGCUUGCUCUUUUUAGAGCUACGUCUCCAUAUCUCCUGACCUAGUGGUAGCUUCUGAAUAAAGGCUAGAUGAUGUUGUGGCAUACCAGUUGAAUAGUGUACCUUUAAUCCAGUUCAUAACAUGAAAUAUUUGGAAUUUAGAAGGACAUUGUAUUUUUAGUUUGUUUCAAGCACCUUGCUAUAAAUGUUUGUCACAUUUGGAUGAAAGACAAUAACUUAAAACAGGGAAGGGGAGAGCAUGCAAUUUUUAAGGGGGUAGAAAUAUACAAUCACAAAAAACCAAACCAACCCCAAACUCAUAUCCAGGAACUGAUACUGAAUUGCAAAACCAGGUAUUAAGCAUUGUUUGCCUCUUUGGCAGUAGAGUCUGAUCCUUUAUACAAGAAAAACAAAACUAUAAGAUGGUGAAUCACCACACGUGACAGCACUGAGGCCUGCCAUGAAAUCCCUCUACAGAUUCCCACUAAGGACAACAGAGGGAAUUAUUAAGUGAAAGAUGAUUCCCCUCUUGUUCCUGUGCAUCAGGCUAUUCUAAAGUAUGCCUUUGACAUGCCUGCUCUUCAACAAAUGUUGUGAAUGGGAGAAGUCAGAACCUGUUAGCUGUUCAUUGAUUCAAUAAAUGUUCUGUCUAAAAUGA
This is a messenger RNA of Haemorhous mexicanus (house finch), 15985 nucleotides long. Its product is annotated as arrestin domain-containing protein 3-like. Gene Ontology annotation, molecular function: RNA-DNA hybrid ribonuclease activity; RNA stem-loop binding. Gene Ontology annotation, cellular component: cytoplasm. NCBI's taxonomy places the organism in Eukaryota, Metazoa, Chordata, Aves, Passeriformes, Fringillidae. The transcript has 2 exons. Gene Ontology annotation, biological process: protein transport; DNA integration. The coding region runs from base 11287 to 12867 and encodes 526 amino acids. The record is from RefSeq and is a predicted model, not a curated record.